This is a messenger RNA of Mya arenaria, 1472 nucleotides long. Its product is annotated as beta-1,3-galactosyl-O-glycosyl-glycoprotein beta-1,6-N-acetylglucosaminyltransferase-like. The record is from RefSeq and is a predicted model, not a curated record. Lineage: Eukaryota; Metazoa; Mollusca; Bivalvia; Myida; Myidae. Bases 1 to 1281 code for a protein of 426 amino acids. Gene Ontology annotation, molecular function: glycosyltransferase activity. The transcript has 3 exons. Gene Ontology annotation, cellular component: membrane.
AUGGAGGGUCGUGUAAAGAGCUCUGGAAAUUCUGAAAAUCAGAAUCACACGUUAAAGGUUGGAGGUUUGUCGAAUCUUAUAACCACAAUGAAACAUUCCGCGAUAUCGGACGAUAAACUAGAGAGCAUGGGCAUUACCACUGAGGAAUACUUCCUUAUGGACAGAAAAGUGAAACAGGUUAAUUGCGCUGCCAUUUUCGAUGGUGACAAAAAUGAAACUGCGCUGGCAGAAGGCCUGGCUUCUACAGGAAAUCGGACCUUCUUACAACCAGAUGAUUACAUGAACAUGACUUCAAAUUGUUUAAAGUUUAUUCUGGAUAGAGGAUACGUUACUGAUCCAUUUGACAAACUGGAAAAUGAAUUUCCAAUUGCAUAUAGUAUACUCAUGUUUACUGCAAUAGAACAGGCCGAAAGAUUACUUCGUGCAAUAUAUCGUCCGCAAAACUUUUACUGCUUCCAUAUAGACGCCAAAACUGGCAAUGACCUGUACGAAGCGAUGUUGCAUGUGGCAGCGUGCUUUAACAAUGUUCACGUGCUGGAAAAACGCGUGGAUGUGCAAUGGGGCCAAAUGUCUGUCCUGAGGCCAGAACUACUUUGUAUGGAGCACCUUUGGAACAGAAGCGCCAAAUGGAAAUAUUUUAUUAAUCUGACCGGUCAGGAGUUUCCGCUCAAAACCAACUAUGAAUUAGUUCGUAUUCUGCAGGCAUACAAUGGUUCAAACGACAUCGAAGGAACAAUUAAAAGAGCUAAUAUUAACCGCUGGACCAAAGCGGGACCUCCACCACAUGGCGUUGUUCCAACGAAGGGUGCCGUUCACAUAAUUGCAAGUCGGGGCUAUGUGGAUUUUGUGCUUCACGACCCCAUUGCCGCUGACGUAUUAAACUGGACGCAAAAGACGUCACAUCCUGACGAGACUUUCUUCUCGACGCUCAAUCAUAAUCCGUCUUUUGGAGUACCUGGAUCGUACAAAGGCACACCGGAAACAGACGAAAUUGUGAAGCCAUUCUUAGCCCGCUACAAAAACUGGGCAUGGAGCGGACUGAAAUGCCACGGGAAGCAGGUGCAUUCCAUCUGCAUUCAUGGCGUACGCGACCUCCAGCCCAUGAAAGACAUAAAGCAACUGUUCGUAAACAAAUUUCACCAGGGGUUUCAACCCCUCGCAUACGAUUGCCUCGAGGAGCUGCUCUUCAACAGAACCAGGGACGGACACCUUGGACUAAGCAUCUUCGAUCCAACCUUUUAUGCUAGCCUUGGUUUUGUGAAGAAUAGAGUUGGACCCUGAAGCCGGCUAUACUAACGUUUUUAUUGAAAAAAUCGAUCACAUAUCAUAGAGAUAAGAUAAUCUCAAGUUGGUUAUGAUAAACCUAAUAACAUUAGCUAAUAGCUAUUGUCCAACAUAACAUUAAUCAUCCAGCAACAAGCAAACAAAUAGUCUAAAAUCGAAAUAAAUGACUUUAUACAUGUCAUUUUGAC